Molecule: messenger RNA, 666 nt
Organism: Symsagittifera roscoffensis
Lineage: Eukaryota; Metazoa; Xenacoelomorpha; Acoela; Convolutidae
Exons: 3
Coding region: 1-525 (174 amino acids)
Source: RefSeq, a predicted model, not a curated record
AUGAUUGGCGUAGUUGAAAAGACUCUUUUACUGUCUUCUGACUGUACAAAACAAAGUAACUUCACCAACCCAAUUUCAGAUGGCACACUGUUGGCUCCUGAGUCAGACAACACUCAACUGCACGCGCUGUUUGGACAGACGUGGAAAGUGAGGAAUGAAUCUGAUUGGCUGUUCCGACACACCCUCUCAUUGGUGGAGUCCGAUUUGGAGGAGGGGCCUGUGAAUGCUGUGUAUGAGGUUCCACCCGAGUUCGCUGCUUCAGUCAACCAGAGUUGCAACUACAAUCCCAACUGCAUUCUUGACGUGUUCCUGACUGAUGACGUCACAAUUGCAGACGACUAUGCUGCAGUACAGCAGUCAAACUUCCCAGGUACCCAGACAUCUCUCUUCACUCAGAGGUCACGCGAGGUCAACGCACCAGCACAGGAGCCAACCAACCCACCCCAGAACUUCUCCGCUAAGAGAGAAGUAAAUGCCGCUUGUCUGGCGAUGAUGGUUGCUCUUUUGAGCAUAUUUAUGACUUGAGACGAGAAACAAGAUCCGAAGAAGACGACAUUGACCUCGGAGUUGUAUAUGGAUAUUAUAAUAAACUAUAAAGUCAUUGAAGUCUGGACUAAAAUGCCCUUGAAAACUGGUUCAAUCGAAAACCAUCACUAAUUUGUUUAU